Messenger RNA from Acomys russatus (golden spiny mouse), 1308 nucleotides. RefSeq names its product leucine rich repeat containing 30 (gene Lrrc30). The coding region runs from base 256 to 1158 and encodes 300 amino acids. The transcript has a single exon. The record is from RefSeq and is a predicted model, not a curated record. Gene Ontology annotation, molecular function: protein binding. NCBI's taxonomy places the organism in Eukaryota, Metazoa, Chordata, Mammalia, Rodentia, Muridae.
GAAGCCUCAGAGGCAAGUGUAUCAUUACAGCCUGUCCAGUCAGAGAGCAACCGCCUCAGCACACCCCCAGGAACAGACCCAGCCCUCCCGCAGCCACACAGGGCUCUCCGUCUUGAUCACCCGCAAGGCCUGGCAAGACAAGCUCUCUUCAUGACACUCUGAGUGCACCUCCACACUGUCCCUGCCCACCACAGUCUGACAUUUGGGAGCUCAGGCAGGACAGACUCCUAACCUUGAAGGAAGAAAGGAAGACACAUGGGGGCCAAACAGUCCAGGGCCAGCUCCAGUGACAAGGACCCCAAGAGGCUGCUGGUGGGAAAGAGGCAGAAGUUCUCUUCGUGGGACGACACCCUGCUCUUGGGGAAGGACCCACGGUCGCUGCUGAAGCGCGGCUUGAGGCAUGUCAGCUUCAGCUUAGUCACUAAAGGAAUGACAGACAUCCCAGACUUCCUGUGGGGCUUGUUGGAAGUCCAGAAACUCAAUCUGUCCCACAACCAGCUGCGAGUUCUCCCUCCUGAGGUGGGCAGGCUGACCCGGAUAGUGGUCCUGAACCUGUGUGGCAAUCGCCUCAAGAGCCUCCCCAGAGAAGUCAGCCUCCUCCAGAGCCUCAAGGUCCUGUUCCUCAACAUGAACUGCCUGGCGGAGGUGCCUGCUGAACUCAGCCUGUGCAGGAACCUGGAAGUGCUGAGCGUGUCACACAACUGCCUGUCCCAACUCCCAGCCAGCUUUGCAGACCUCUCCAGGCUGCGGAAGCUGAACCUCAGCAACAACUAUUUUUCUCAUAUCCCCAUCUGCGUGUUCUCCUUGAAGGAGCUGGAUUUCUUGCACGUGGGCUCCAACCGCCUGGAAAACAUUGCCGAGAGCAUCCAGUGCCUGGCUGGCCUGCAGAUUUUCAUCGCGGAGAGCAACAGCAUCCACUCCUUCCCCAGGUCACUCUGUCUGGUCACCAGCCUGGAGCUACUAAACCUGAAUGACAAUGACAUCCAGACCCUCCCAGAUGAACUCUACUUGCUGUGCAGACUGGGGAGGAUUGCGUGGAACCCCAUGGACAAAGGGCUGCACAUUUCCCAUAACCCUUUAUCCAAACCCCUGCCAGAGCUGGUGGAGGGAGGUUUGGAGAUGCUCUACAGCUACCUGAAGGAGAAAAAGCACAGCUGAUGUGGACAGAGGAGGUACGGACCUCAGAUGCAGGGACACAAGUCCUGGGCUUCCUUAGCUGGGGCUGCCUCUCUAGUGUUAAGCUUUCUGGUUGCGUUAGUGUCUAUUGGCGCCAGGCUCCUGUUUGCUAACUUGUUCUGGAACAUCUGA